Messenger RNA from Xyrauchen texanus (razorback sucker), 4512 nucleotides. RefSeq names its product serine/threonine-protein kinase OSR1-like. Gene Ontology annotation, biological process: protein phosphorylation. NCBI's taxonomy places the organism in Eukaryota, Metazoa, Chordata, Actinopteri, Cypriniformes, Catostomidae. The coding region runs from base 163 to 1743 and encodes 526 amino acids. The record is from RefSeq and is a predicted model, not a curated record. Gene Ontology annotation, molecular function: protein serine/threonine kinase activity; ATP binding. The transcript has 18 exons.
CUUUGGGAAUGAUAGAAAAGGCUGUUGAAGAUAAUCGCUGAGAGGAGGUGGAAUGCUACUGUUUUGCGGAUUAGAGUAACAUUCACACUUUGUUUUCUGUAAGCACCCAGCUCUAGUGCUUGGAUUCGGCUGGAUAGAAAUAAAGGUACGCAAUCCUGAGAUAUGUCGGAGGACCUGAGCUCCCAACCCUGGUCCAUCAACAGGGAUGACUAUGAGCUGCAGGAGGUUAUAGGGAGUGGAGCUACAGCUGUUGUCCAGGCUGCCUACUGUGUUCCCAGGAAGGAGAAAGUCGCCAUCAAACGCAUCAAUCUGGAAAAAUGCCAGACCAGCAUGGAUGAACUUCUGAAAGAGAUCCAGGCAAUGAGUCAGUGUCACCAUCCCAACAUUGUGUCGUACUACACCUCAUUUGUGGUGAAGGAUGAGCUGUGGUUGGUGAUGAAGCUGCUCAGCGGUGGCUCAGUGUUGGACAUAAUAAAGCACAUCAUUUCAAAAGGGGAACACAGGACUGGUGUACUGGAUGAACCCAGUAUAGCAACUGUUUUGAAAGAGGUUCUUCAGGGCCUAGAGUACCUUCACAAAAAUGGACAGAUCCACAGGGAUCUUAAAGCUGGAAACAUUUUGUUGGGAGAGGACGGAUCCGUGCAGAUUGCAGAUUUUGGUGUAAGUGCCUUCUUAGCCACAGGUGGUGAUAUGACUAGAAAUAAAGUACGGAAGACAUUUGUGGGAACGCCUUGUUGGAUGGCACCGGAGGUGAUGGAGCAGGUGAAAGGUUAUGACUUCAAAGCAGACAUGUGGAGUUUUGGGAUUACGGCCAUAGAGCUGGCCACCGGCGCUGCUCCUUACCACAAAUACCCUCCAAUGAAGGUGUUGAUGUUGACUCUGCAGAAUGACCCACCUUGCCUUGAGACUGGAAUCGCAGACAAAGAGAUUGUGAAGAAAUAUGGAAAAUCCUUGAGGAAGAUGAUCUCCUUGUGUUUGCAGAAGGACCCAGAGAAAAGGCCAACAUCAUCAGAACUCUUAAAACAUAAAUUCUUCCAGAAAGCCAAGAAUAAUGAAUAUCUGCAGGACAAAUUACUACAAAGAGCACCUACAAUAACAGAAAGGGCGAAAAAGGUACGGCGAGUUCCUGGCUCCAGUGGGAGGCUCCAUAAAACAAUAGAUGGCGAAUGGGAAUGGAGUGAUGAUGAACUGGAUGAGGAGAGCGAGGAGGGCAAAGCUGCCGUUUCUGCCUUACGGUCACCUAGAGUAAAAGAGGGACCGCAGAAUACAGAGAUUUUCCAAGCCUACGGCAGUCACCUCCAGCCUGAUCUACCUCAUGGUGCUGGCCAGGGCUCAGCUCAAGUUUCCCCACCCAGCGCUCAACAAACUGCACCAAAUACAUCCCUGUCACACGGCCAGCCCACAACCGCUAACCCUGCACAGGCACCAGUUCCUGGAGGUGAUGCCUCCCAAUCCCCCAUCAGUUUGGUACUAAGGUUAAGAAACUUGAAAAAGGAGCUGAAUGACAUCCGAUUUGAGUUUAUGCCUGGCAGAGACACGGCAGAUGGGGUUUCUCAAGAGCUGGUAUCGGCCGGCUUGGUAGAUGGGAGAGAUUUAGUUAUAGUUGCUGCUAAUUUGCAGAAGAUUGUCGAAGAGCCUCAUUCCAAUAAAAAUGUCACUUUUAAGCUGGCCUCCGGGGUUGAGGGUUCUGAUAUUCCUGAUGAUGUCAAACUCUUGGGAUUUGCUCAACUCAGCAUUAGCUAAACUUUUGCUCUGUGCGGGACCAUGACUUGCCUACAAAUGUGAAAACAAACCAACACCAACAACCAACAGAAUGACACGUUGAUAUAUUUUUUCCUCUCUCAAUUACCCAAAAGAAACCACUGUUGCCAAAGAGCAAAGCCCAUAGGAUUUCUCCAAAUGGCUCAACUGCAGAGGACAGUUGAACAAGAUUUAUCAUUAUUUGUAGGAAUCAAUAAAAAAUAAAGUUUACGAUAUAUGCAUAAGGAUGCAAUUAUCACAACCAGAUAUAACCUUAAUGUUUUUACGUUUCUCUUUCAUUUCCUCUUGUUUUCUCUACAAUGUUUGUCCUAUGUUUGCACAAUCUAAACUAACACCCAAAAAAUUUAAAAAUGCCUCAUCUUCAUGUGUGCAUAUGAGUGCCUAUAAGGGGAGUGAAAUGCUUGGAGUUUACUGUAAAAAUAAGUACAUUUGGUUACAACAGCUACAAAAGCAUUUAUUUUACCUGUAUUUCUCCUGUGCCUUUGAAGACAAGCAACUAGUGUGUUUAGUCAGUCUGUUACUCACACACACUUGCAUUAUUUACUUAAACUAGCUUUUCAAAAAUUAUUCAAAAUCUUGAUUUGAAUAAUUUUAAAUCACAGAAUUUAAAAUUUUGCUUUUUAGGUUUACCCUUCUCUUAUGGAAAUUCUGAUUUCUUCAUUGUACACUGGCUAGUGUCCAUACACUACAAAUAUUCUUAUUUUAAAUUGCAUUGCAGAUUAGUAAUUUAAAGGAAUAUUCCCGGUUCAAAUCAAGUUAAGAUAAAAAUUUAAGUAAAGGAGGGACAAGUUGAAGUUUUUUUGUGGAAAGCAACAUCAUGCCACAAAUGCUGUUGAUUGAGCUUAACUUGUAUUGAACCUGGAAUAUUCCUUUAAGACAAUGCAGCAGGCAGUUGAAUCUGAUAGCCAGCUGUCACAUUUGCUGGCAAAGUUUGAAUUGUUUAUUUAGUGACAUGGUGUGCCCCAAAAACAAUCCUAAAAUUGUUCUAUAUGUCUUUAAAAGUUGGUUUUAAUUAUUUUUUUUAUUUUUUUGCUGUCUGUACAGGGCAAUUUGCAAAUGGCUCUAUCCCACUCUGCUCUGAAACACAAGUUCUUGCAUUAAAACUUGAUCUCGUACAUCAAUUACGAGUUGGCUAUUUCGUAUGGUCUCGCACGAUGUUGUUCGCAUAAACUCGUAUGACUUCAUCUCAUGCAAAUUACCGGAUGCAAACCCCUUAUCUAAACUUAACCAAUCAGUAGAGUGUGUAAACCUGAUAGGAAGCUGUUGAGUGUGACAGAAGCAAGUCAUUGUCGCGUAUUAGAUGGAAAAAAAUGUCCAGCGAUGUCAUUGGCUGUAUUGAAAGUUGUAGGAAUUCAAAUGAGUGCAGUCACACGAUAUCAUACGAAUUAGCCAAAUUUGGAGAAGUCGUACAAAUCCUGAUGGUUUUGCCUUGAGAGUGUGUUGGUUUCUACAUAUUUUUACAUACUAUACAGUAUAUUGUGCUAUAGGUUGGUUACAUAUUCAUUUGUGAAUUUGUAUUUAAAUUUCACACAUUUAUCUGUGAAUUCAGUUCAUUUUAUAAGUCUCUCUGUAAGUAAUUUAGAAGUUCAUCAAAGUAGCUGUGAUACUCUCUGAUGAAACUUUGGUGUUUGGCUUUGUUUCUGCUCUGGAAUUGAACUCUUUAAGUAUUCAUGUGUAUUUCUGAUGGAUUAACUUGAUUGGACAUUGUAAAUAGUGUAAUUUGGCAUUGAGUUGAUUUUAUAUGGGAUGUUUCACUCAUGGCCUUUGUGUCCUUCAUAAAUAAGGUGAUGGGAGGUGGUGUUGGCUACAAAAGACACAUUUGUGAGUUUUGCUGUUUUUUCUUUGUCUACAAGGGUGCCUAUAAUCACAAGAGUUUUCUUUAUUCAAUGUGUCAGAUUAUUUUCAGCAGGCCAGCUCUAACCUUGAUCUAUCAGAGUUUCUUUGAGAGGCUGUUAACUUAACACAUAUGCAGCAUAUCUCAAAACAUAAAUAAGAUGCUUUAAACAUAUUGCCACCUGCUUUGAGAACAGCCUGGAAUAAUUGGAGUGUAUAUUUUAAUUAUCACUCCUCUCUCUUAAAGCAGUAUUUCUCCUGAUUUUCAGAAUUUCCCUUUGGCAUUUUUUAUUUGUUUUUAUAAUUGGCUAAUUAUUAAAUAAUUUCAAACUUUUUCCCCCAUUUUAUUUUCCAGUUUUAUUGGGAAGAAUUUGAAAGAUCUUUAGGAGGAAACUUAAAGACAAGUAUUGUGGAAAAAUUAAUGUAACACCUGCCUUUUCAGAUCCUCCUCUUGACUGUACUGUCGCAACAAAACUGGCCCACUUGCAUUCAAGCGCUAAUGAAAUAAAGUAUUGCUUUUAAUAAGAAACUAUGAACAUCUGGGAUGCUAUGCAAUUUAAAAGAUGGAUAACACAAUAAUAUGUUUAGAACUAAUAGUACUGUUUAAUGCAUUAUUAUAUUUGAAUAAUAUCCAAAUAUAAUAAUGCAUAGCAGUUCAUACAGUCGCACGUAUAUCCUGGCAUCUGCUUUUGCCAAAAUGCGGAACAGUGUUGUAAUGUAUUGACAGAAUCAGUUUACUGUAAGGAAUGAAAGCAACACAAAUAAGAAUAAAAUAAUAAGAUACAUUUAUUUUUCUUCAGUUUAUGUUCACUUAAGUCAUCCUUUUCUCUGGCUUGUUAUGAAUUAAGGCAUGUUUCUUAAAAUGCUUUAAAAUCAAUAAAGAAUGAACAUAUCAAGUCAACGUUGUGUAUUCAUACC